Nematolebias whitei (Rio pearlfish) is the source of this 2376-nucleotide messenger RNA. RefSeq names its product interphotoreceptor matrix proteoglycan 1b (gene impg1b). Gene Ontology annotation, biological process: visual perception. The record is from RefSeq and is a predicted model, not a curated record. The coding region runs from base 1 to 2376 and encodes 791 amino acids. Lineage: Eukaryota; Metazoa; Chordata; Actinopteri; Cyprinodontiformes; Rivulidae. The transcript has 14 exons.
AUGAUGUAUAAGAAGUGCCCCCAGCUGGUCGAGGCAGAUGGACACCCUCCUCUACUGGUUCUUCCUGUUAAAAGGGAGUUUUUCCUUUCCACUGUCGCCAUCGUGCUGCUCAGGGUGGAAGACUGGCAGGAAGUGAAGAUUCAGUACAAUCUGCUGGCUUCCUCAAAAAAGCAUCAUAGCUACGGUUUUUCCGGACUCAGGGAUGUAAAGUACCGACACUUUCUGGAGGCGUCCCGGCCCGUCGGACACGCCGCCAACGUGAGAGCGGAGCAGGAUGGACGUCGGGUCAAGAGGUCAUCGCUCUUCUCGACGGGAGUCAAAGUGUGCCCCCAGGACACGGUGAAGGCCGUGAUCGGCAGCCACCGGGCCUUUUACAAACUCCGAGUUUGUCAGGAAGCCAUCUGGGAAGCAUUUUGGGUCUUUUUGGAUCGAGUCCCAAGCCCGGAGGAGUACAGAUUCUGGGUUGACACCUGUCAGCAUGAGAACCUCUGCAUGGACGACCUGGCCCAGAACUUCAGCAGCUCUCAGGAGCAUCUGGACAUGGUGGCCAGAGUAGUGGCAGAGAAGGCUGAGGGUGAUGGUUUUGUAUCUGCCACUCAGAAGCCAGACAGUGAAUGCGCCUGGACCCUGCCUGUGAUUCUGCUUCCAUCUGACGAGAUCAAAGACCCAAACACGAUAAAAGAAAACUACGAGGAGUACGUUGUCGAGUUCAGCAUCACCAUCGUUGACCCGACGUACAGCGAGCUGCUCAGCGACCCCGCGGCGCCGCAGUACAACCACAUCACCGAAGAGCUCAAAGACAAAAUGAUCCACGUCUUUGAAAAAGUCCCAGGGUUCAAAGAAAUCCGUGUUCUGGGAUUUCGAUCUGAGGACGUGUCUAUGCGUUGUGCUGUGGUGUUUAACGGGGAAACCCAGCUCGGUGAUGAUCCUGAGGGUUUGGUGGAAGAGGCGGACUCAGAAACGAACCAGGAUGCAAAUGCUCCAAAACUCAAGCACAUCAUUGUGACGGCCUUAAAACAAGAGCCAACCCUCCUGAUGGACAUACAGACACUCAGCUUCGAGACUGUAACUACAGUUUAUCCAGUGGCAAAGCUUGAAAUGAACCCCAUUGAGGAGGCCGCAGCAGAGAAUGAACCGGACGAUGUCAGCACUCCCACCCAACGUUUAUUCCCCACCGUGGCGGUGAUCAAAAACUGGCUUGAAGCUCCAUUUACUGCCAAACCAGAAACGCACACCUUUGUGCCUUUAAACCCCAACAUCCUCACCGAGGCCGCACCUGCUGAGACUCCUUUAAUGGCCGCUACAGAAGAUGAGUCCACAAAAACAGCGGAAACCAAGACGGAAGAGGAGGCAGGGAUGGAGGAGAUUACUGAACACAUCGGCGAAGAGCCUGAAAUGGCAAAUGCAGACAGUGACGACCAUCCAGAAGAUCUCAGUGUUGUAACACCAGGCUCCCACUCUGAUGAAGUGGCCACUGAUGUAACCACUGAAGAUAACUUCAACCCCUUGGAAUCUACAUCUCCCACAGUCACGGACACCACAGUUUCCACUCCUUCACCUGCUGGAGACCCGAUUCAGGGCUGUGAACCGGAAGCAGGCAUGGAGCCUCUACCAUCCCCUUUGGACAUAGAUGAACUCUCUGAAGAUGGAUAUGAUCUGAGUGGAGGGUUUAGUGGAAGGACCCCUCUCACAGCACUGGAAGCCAUAUCAAGUCAGAGCGAGACAGAGGCGAAGGUAACAGAGUCACUGGAGGAGGAGAGUGGUAGCGGAUUUGCCUCGGAGUCUGAUGAACGCCCGUACGAAUCCACAGCCACACCUUCCAUGAGACAAGCCAGCACACCGAUGAUGGCAGCAGUGGACAGGAGCAAAGAGUUGGUGGUUUUCUUUAGCUUGAGGGUCACUAACAUGAUGUUUUCUGAUGACCUGUUCAACAAGAGCUCACCUGAGUAUAAGUCACUGGAGAAUACCUUUCUUGAGCUGACACAGCAUUCUGGGUCCAGAAACUCACCAAACCCUGGAGCCUCCAGGAAAUCUGGGCCUAGGAGACAGACGACUUUAGCCUCCAUACCGCUCUUGCCAUAUUUACAGUCAAAUCUGACUGGAUUCAAGCAGCUGGAGAUUCUUAACUUCAGGAAUGGGAGUGUUGUGGUGAACAGCAGGAUGAAACUGGACAAACCCGUUCCUUAUAAUGUCACAGAAGCUGUGCACUGUGUCCUGGAGGAUUUCUGCAAUGCAGCAGCUGCACGCCUCGACAUCGAGAUUGACAGUCGGUCUUUGGAGGUCGAGCCAGGUGAGGUGUCCCUGCUAAUGCUGCUUUGUCCUACUUUUAAACUGACACUUUAUUUAAAACGAACACCUCAGAAAUCAGCCCUCUGA